GUAUCCUUAAGGGCGUUCACAACAAUACCCCAGGUCCCCUACGUUUCCUACGCGAGGCGCAGAGCUCCGGAAUUUCUAGAUCAGUGUGUCGUGUUUAAAGGGCAAACGAUACGCUUCGUCACGAGAGCAAUUGAGCGAUUCAAUUUAUAUACAUGUAUAAUGGCGCGUUACCCUUUUUCUCACUUGCGUCUGGUUAAGUGAGUCCUCACGUUACAUCCAAACGAUGACAUUGAGGCCCCGUUGCUUCGAAGAGGAAGACUGAAAAUCACACGCAUCAUCACAGUCAUCAUCUCGUGAUACGUAACACGUAUGUGAACGUAAGCAGGCGUUCCUGCGUGCGCGUGUACGGUACACGUCGAAAAAUUCCUGAUCCAACUACGAUCAGUUCGGGCUAAGCUCCAUCCUUAGGAACUGUCCCGGGAACUGUCUCGGUUAAGCGGGUGAUCGUGCUAGGGAAACGCGGGGUUAAUUGCGACGAUUAAUUGGCGAUCGCUCGGCACCUGCAGGACAGGAGACGCAUGCUGGGAAUUGUCGCUCGUCCUCAACGUACCUUCCUCUAACCGACCGACUCCAGCGUCGAUCUUCAUGCAUGUAAGUAGACUAUGACAGCGAUGGAUUCCGAUUCUGAGAGUCAAGAUAGCGAUGACGGACGGCGAUUUCGUUUCGAGGCUACGCGCAAGGAUCCGAUCGUGCCUGUGGAUAUCACAGAUCGCAUAAAAUCGCCUAAGAAGCACAGGUCAUCUCGCAACGAAAACUAUCGAGAUCGGAAGGAACGUUCUAAAUACGAAAGCAAUAGCAAAACGGAUGACAGAGAUUUUAGAUACUCCGCGAAACAUUCGAGGCAUGAGUCGAGGAACUCGAGGCAGGAGGAUAACAAAAAUUUGCACAAGGAUUAUAAGGAAGAUAGGGACGCAUCCGCUGGAUCCGCCACGAAUGACAGAGGCUCUAGAAAUUCUAAUGGGAGCGAUGUAAAGGAAAGAUUGCGUGACUCGAAACGACAAUUCGACAAAGAUCGAAACGUCCAUCGGGCGCAACGAUCGCAAGAACAUUCGUACGAGAGAAACUAUCAUGAUGAGCGAGGAUCAAGCGACAAGUACAGAAGUCGAUAUCACGAAAGAUACAAACAUCGUUCUCGUGACAGGAGUCGGGACAGAUCUUAUCAGUCGAGUAGAGCCAAAUUCUCGAACGACGAUCAUCGAUCUCGAGAAGAUCACGGGAGAUACGAAUCCUCUAGGAAAAUAUCCGCGAAAGAGAACAAGUCGCAGAAUUCAAGGGAACAUUCCUCGCCUAAGAAUACUGAGCGAGAGCGCAGUCACAGUGAGACUCGUUCGAGCGAAAAUGCUAAACAGGAUUCGUCUAUAGAGGCUCAAAAGGGCUUAGAUCUGUCACAAUUUGACGUUCUCUCAGAGACCGAUGAGAACAUGUCCGAUGGCCGGAAUUCGAGGAGCCGAACGUCAUCUCCGCACUCGCAUAAGAUCAAAUUGAAAAGGCACUCUGAAAUCCGGUCAGAGAGUCGUGCAACAAAACGAGAAAACGACGACGGAGCCAACGAGAGAGAACGGUGGGCGGAAUUUAAGGUAAAAAGAAGGAGCCACGAUCCGGCAUCUAGUUCUAAUAAUAAUAAUCCUAGUGCCGUUUCAGAUUCCUUAUUCGGUUCCGCAACAUCCACAACGCUUUUGGUAACGAGAGAGAUUUAUAUGGACUCUGAGAGAAAAAAAUCUGAGUAUCGUGAAGAGGAGAGAGUGCUUACUCGUGACAGUGUUGAAUAUUCGAGCUUGGAAGAAAAAUAUUCGCGUAUUCCUAAUAUUACUUUAGAUGAGACACGAUUGUCGGAAGAAAGUAUGGAACAAAUUGGAUCCACGUAUGGUCCACUUUUACCGCCAGGGUUUGUAUCUAAUACAUCCGACACUGACGAACUCGAUUCGAAGACGUCAAAUAUAAACGACGAAAAUAAACUUAAUGACGAAGUCGAUAAAGAACAAGUGAAUUUUAUUGGACCUUGCUUGCCACCUCGAUUAAACGAGCGUCGAAGCGUGGAGCAAGAAGACGCGGCGGAAGCAGACGCUGUUUUUGGACCAGCACUGCCACCACAUUUGUUACAACAACAAGAAAACGAUUCACGGGACAGAAUUAUCGGACCUGUACUACCGAGUAUUGCGAAAUCGCGUGACGAAGAUUUUACCGCAUCCCCGAAAUCCGACGACGAUUGUGCGAUUGGUCCCCUACCUGUGGAUCAUCCAGCUUUGAAAACUAGUCUCGUACACGAACAGUUAGAUUUAAGAGCACAAAGGAUUAGAGAUGAAAAAUAUCCGGAAGAGAUUGAUCUCGGAAGUAAACGCGAGGAAUGGAUGACCGAGUUACCUCCUGCUCAAGCUGCUAAUCUUGGAUUAGGCCCGCGCAAAUUCAAACUUCGAGAUGGCCCAGAUAUGUCAGAUAGAUCAUGCUGGACCGACACGCCAGUACAAAAAGCUCAGAAGCAAAGAGACUCGGAAGCAAAAAAAUUUAGAGAACCAGAUAAUAAACAUGUAAAUGAAUUUCACAAGAAGGAAGCACAUAAAAGUGAAAGGCACGAGAAGUCGCUAUUAGAAAUGCAUCAAAGUAAAAUUGCCAAGAAAAAGAAGAAAGAAGAAAAGGAAGCAAAACGAACUGGAGUAUCAACAAGAAGACCAUUUGAUAGAGACAUUGAUUUGCAAGUUAACCGAUUUGAUCAGGCGCAAAAGAAGACUAUUUUGAUGAAAGCGCAGUUGCUUGACGAUAGGUUUUCACGCGGACAAAUUUAACAUUCAGAUUCUUAUGGGGAUAAAAUUACAAUUAUAAUUGUAAAUAAUUGCAAAUUGUAAAAGAAAUUAGAUUCUGUAUGAAAUACAUUUGUUUGCGAGUUAAUUGUUUUAUUCAGGUGCAAAGAAUGAUGAAAGUGCAGUUGCUUGAUGAUAAAUUUCUGCGUACAAAUUUAACGUUCCAAUUUUCGGGGAUAAAGUUACGAUAAUUGUAUAUAAUUACUUUAAAAGAAUAUAGACUAUUAAAUGCAUCCAGAAAUCAGUGGGUAUUGAAUGUUAUUAAAGGUGCCUUGAAUUAAUCGAGUUCUUGCCACUUUGACUGACAAUUACAUAAAUGUUUUAUCAAGAAUGUGCACUGUAGCUUCGUUAUAUUCGUGCCUUCUAAUUGUAAUUUUCUACAAUGUAAAACAAUACUGUCGAAGUCAACUAAUUUUCAUCCUACCUCGAUUUUACCUUCAGCUUCUCAGCUUUUUCGAAACAAAUACGUUAUUAACGAUUGCGUCGUUAUUACAAAUUUGAUUUCAUACUUAUGUUUAAUAUAAAUGUGUAUUGUUUUAGAUAAAAUUUUUCCAGCCGUAUUUUCUGCACAUCAAGUUUCAUAAUGUGCAAGGCAAUGAUGUACAAGUUACAAUUGGAUGAAGAUUUUAUAAAUAUUGUAUGGUUCGUGGUGUAUAUAGCAUUGUUGUAGCAGGAUUUUAUAUGAAAAAUAUAUAUUACAAUCCUGCUAUAAAGAAAA
Messenger RNA from Pogonomyrmex barbatus (red harvester ant), 3513 nucleotides. RefSeq lists its product as uncharacterized. The record is from RefSeq and is a predicted model, not a curated record. NCBI's taxonomy places the organism in Eukaryota, Metazoa, Arthropoda, Insecta, Hymenoptera, Formicidae.